This is a messenger RNA of Metopolophium dirhodum (rose-grain aphid), 8259 nucleotides long. Its product is annotated as titin homolog. The record is from RefSeq and is a predicted model, not a curated record. NCBI's taxonomy places the organism in Eukaryota, Metazoa, Arthropoda, Insecta, Hemiptera, Aphididae. Gene Ontology annotation, molecular function: protein binding.
GCCGACCUGAACACCGCUCUCGUGCGCGACCGUCGUCUACUGUUUUCGGCUUUCGCUUGUGGUGCGCAUGCGCGCGUGUUGGUGCGCACACCUGGUCGUGUGUUUUUCUCUGCGCCCGCGCGCUUGUGUGUGUGUGUAUCUGAGUUCUGUUUAUUGUGCGUGUGUGCGUGUGCGUCUUUAUUGUGCGUGCGUGUAUGUGUGUUUGUGCACAGCACUUACGCCGUUUGGUAUCCUGGCGAUUUUUCGCCUUCUAGCGUCCGUUUUCAUCGUUGUCGUCGACACCGCUGCGUCGUCGUCGUUGUCGAAAUCACCGCUGCCACCGCCGUCGUUUCAAAACGUCGCACCGUCGUCACCGCGACGGUUACUGUCACGCAGCGAAACACGCCCGCGUGAACGAUAGGGGUUCCCAGGGACCGGACACGCGUCGUCGUCGUCGGCACGCCGUCCUGCGGCUGUGCGCGCGCGAACGCAACCGUGGAAACCGCACGCUCUCGGAGAUGUGACCGUCGGACUCGUGGCACAGCCGCAGACGCUAGCCGCAAGCACGCGGUCCAGUUGACGCUAGCCGCCGCGUCCGCAGCCGCCAGCCGCAACAUGGCGUCGUCCAACACGGAUUCGCCUGGUACAAUUUAUAGAUGGAUAGAGAGGAAACCACUAACAGAAGCAGUUACAUGGACAUCUAGGGAAAAAUUUUGGUUAAUUACAGCUGCAUGUCAUUAUGGGACUCAUGAUUGGAAAUCAGUUGCUCAAGUUGUUAGAAAUGCGGGAGAACCGUAUAGACCUCGAGAAUGGUAUACACCAAAAAGCUGUGAGCGCCAGUUUAAAAUUCUUGUAUCUAAUCUUAGCAAGGAAGUAAAGUCAUUACCCCUUAUUGAUAUGCUGCAACAUAUUGCUGAAGGUUUAAAAAAUGAUUACAUUCGAGAUGCUAAUAAAUCAAAAGAUACUUUAAAAUCAAAGUACUGUAAUUUAUUCAGUGUUUUGAAUCGUGUGAAACAAGGAAAUCUGUCUAGAAAUGAAGUUGUUAGCCUUUAUUCACAAGCAAGAAGAAAUGAAAUUGAAGGUAAACAAUAUAUGGAUCAACUUAUGACUAGGCAAAAUGCUAGUUUAGCUUCUGAAAAUUCAAGUUCUGGUUUAAUAGAAGAGCAGCCAAUUAAGUGGAAUACGCCAUCCGCACCAUUAUUAACGAGUCUUCUAAGAUCUCGUAAUACUAUACCAGCUAAUAGAACUGCCACUACAAUUGCUUCUUUAUUACAAUCUCCUGGUGGCACAUCAAGGACUAGAUCGGGAAAAUUAUUACCAUUAACCCCUAUCAUUCGAACUACACAAGGAACUCCUACACUUUCUAAACUCCUUGAAGCUCCAGCAAAUCCUUAUAUAUCAAGUCCACCACAAUCAACACAGAAGAAUAAGUUAAGUGAAGUUGGAACAGAAAAGCUUGUGAAUACUUCUAGAAAAGAGAACUCGCAGUCAACAUCAUUAAAUAGAGCACGAGUAGAUAAUAUAACAACCCUUGGGUCUUUUAAUCAAAUCAAUAAAUCUGAUUUAUCUGCUUCGAAGAAACAGAUAUCCAAGACCCCGGUUUCAGCAGUUAAAAAUGGAUCGAAAGCAAAUUCAAGUGUUGUUAAUCUAUUAAGUGACGGUGAAACUGAUGAAGACACUAAAAAUAACUCUCUUAAAAGUUCGUUUGGAGAUAAAAAAGAUACUAGUAGUAGACUUGAACCUAGAGCAACAAGAAGUCAAACUCGAGCAGAGGGCGGUGUUAAACAAUUAAAUGAUACUAAACUGUCUGAUGGAAAGAAAGAACGUGAAAGCUUGCGACAACAAAAUGUGGAAUCUCAAAUUAAAGAACCUAAUUUAAUUGACAAUGAUCUGCUUGAUAUAGAUCAAAUUGAAGUUGAACCAUUAUCAUCCGUUCAAGAUGAAAUACAAACUCCAUCUUCUUCUAAAAUGACACGGUCUUCCUUGCAAAGACUUCGUCUAUCAAAUCCUGGAGAUAAUUUAUUGACAAAUAAUAAAGUUAAUAGUAAAGAAACAAGUAAUAAAAUGGCAGAGAAAAUACCUGUACAUCCAAAUCAUAAAUGCUUGUUGGGCAAAACCAAAGAGGAUGUUUCUGUUAAUGUUUCUGUGAAUGCUUGUGAACAUGCUAUUUCGUUACGCAAAGAUAGCCGAUUUUUGCAAAAUACAAUGACUGCAUCUGAUAGUAAACCAGUGAAACAAAAAGGAGUAAUUGUAGUGGUUAAUAAAAUCAAGAAACCGUGUAACCUGAAAUCUGCUUCAGAGCAGAUAAAUAAAACUAAUGAUAUUCAAAUCUCAAACACCGAUGUUAAUGAACCUAUUAUAUUGAAUAAUAGUUCCCCUAAUGAGGUUAAGUUAAUUGAUAGUAGUUGUUCAUUACCUGCCGAUGAAGUUAUUAUUAUUGAUGAUGAUAUAAAUAUUAACGAAGAUAAUAGGACAACAAUGAAUGCGAAGGAGUUAUUAAGUAAAGUUGAAUCAAAAACCUUCUCUUCUACUGUUUCAAGUAAUUCAAAAUCAACCACACUUCAAUUGGAUGAAAAAAUAAAUAAAAAUGAUAAAACACCAUGGAAUAUGUUUGGAAAAGCCCAAAAUAUUUUAGAUACUACAAAAAAACAGAGUCUUCAAGAUAGUGUAACGAAAAGUAGAACAAAUAGUAACAUAAAUGAGUCCAACAACCAAUUCAUUAAAGAACUAGAUUUUGAUUUUGAUCAAUCGAUCUCUCAAACAUCUUUGUCUGAAUUAUAUAAUGGUGUUGAAGAAAUUGUCGAAAUGCACUCUUUUGAUAAUGAAGAAUUAAAUUCAUUGAUUGAAUGUGGUUCGUUAGAUAGUAAUGAAAUGGAGGAACGUAUAGAUACAGUUGGUGUGGAUCAAGGUGAUUCUUCUGUAAGUGAAAGUGAUUCAACUAUUGGUGCUUUUGAUACCUUUGCUCAGAUCACUAGAGUACGACAAACGUCAUUUACUUCAAAAGACAUUAAAGGUACUGAAGAAUCAAAGACUACAAACCAAGGAGUAAAUCAUUUGAAAGAGAGUUUUUGUCCGCCUGAGGAAAUUUAUGACGAUCAAAGCUCUACAGUAUCAGUCACUGGAAUACCUGUUUUACAGGGUGUAAUAUCAGACGUUAUGAGUCAAAUUGAUUUAGAUUGUGUUGCAUCUCAUAAAACAGUCACCCCACAUAAUGUUCCUAUUACUGAUGUUGUUGAAAUAAGCAGCGAUGAGGAAGUAACUGUGGAUGUUCCAAAAGGACAUCCCUUAAGUGUUAAGCAAAUUCAAACACAAGAAAAAGAAGUGAAAUCCUAUAAAUCAAAGGAAGAUGGGUUGAUACAAAUAAAUGAAAUAGAAGCUAAAAUGUACAAAGGAGUUACUAUAAAACGAGGAACUAGUACCAGUAAACCAAUCAAUAUUGAAAUGCCACCGUGCAUCAUUGUUACAAAUAUUACAUCGGAUGCCAAUAGAAUAGCAAAUAACAAACUAUUACAAAUUAAAAAAGAUUCUGCUCAGAAAUACCAGGAUAUUGAAAUGACGCUUGUUUCAAAUGCUGGUAGUAAAAAGGAUGAAAAUGAAUUGAAUGAGAUUCAAACUCACAAGAUAACAGUUAAAAGUGCCAAUGAAAAAUUACUAAAAGAAAGCGAAGAAAGAAAAAAAAAAGAAGCUGAAAGAAAGAAUAAAGAAGACGAAAGAAUGAAACAAGAUGAUAAAGAAAGAAAGAAAAAAGAAGAUGAUGAAAGAAAAAAAAAAGUAGAAGACGAAAGGAAGAAAAUAGAAUUAGAUAGAAAGAAAAGAGAGCUUGAAAAGAAACUGCUAAAUGAUUUAUACGAAAGAAAGAAAAAAGAAGAGGAAGAAAGAAAGAAAAAAGAAGAAAAUGAAAGAAAGAUAAAAGAAUUACAAGAAAAAAUCAAAAUAGAAGAAGAACGAAAAAGACUUGAGAAAAUAGAAGAAGAAAAGGAAAUGGAUAGAAUAGCAAUGGACAAAAAGUUAAAAGAAUUUCAUGCAAGGCUUAGAAAUGAAUUGGUAUCUGAUGAAAAUAAUCAAUUAGCUAUGAGAGUAGUAGUUAAAGAGGAAAUUGUUGAUGAGUGUGUUGAUGACAUUUUAGAAGAAAUAAUUGAUGAAGAUAUUUGUAUAAAAAAUGAAUAUAGCGAAUGUAAUGAAUUUGACGAAUACAAUCCAUACAAUCAAUAUAAUGAAUAUAAUGAAUACAAUGAAUACACUGAAAUCAAUGAAUACAAUGAAAACAAUGAAUACAUUGAAAACAAUGAAUACAUUGAAAACAAUGAAUACAUUGAAAACAAUACAUAUUAUAAUGAAUAUAAUAAUGAAUACAUUAAUGAAUAUAAUAAUGAGUACAUUAAUGAAUGUAACAAUGAAUAUAACAAAGACUAUUGUUAUGAAAGUCAUAAAGAGUAUAAUAAUGAAUGUAAUAAUGAAUAUAAUGAAUAUAAAAAUGAAUAUGAUGGAUAUAAUGACGAAAUUGUUGAAAGAAUAAGAAUGUCAAAUGUUAUUCCUGAAGAAAAAAGUAUGGAAUAUAUUUUAAAUAGUAGUUCAGAAUUGACUCGAAUAAGAAAUUGUGAAUUACAAUCGAUAGAAGAAUCCAUUAAAAGCCGAAUCAAAAGUAAAAAAUUUAAAAAAAAUGAAGACUUGAGAAGUAGUAAAGAAUUGAGAGUAAUUAUACCAAGAGAUGUUCAAGUACAGAGAGGAUAUAUCGGGUUCCAAAGACAAUCUAUUGAGCGACAAUCCAAAAAAGCUGAGGAAGCUGAAAUUCAAAGAUCUAAGGAAGCUGAGAAACAAAGAGCUGAUGAAAUUAUAUCUAGAAAAGUUAAAGAAGCAGAAAUAAAAAGAGUUAAAGACGUUGAAUUGGAAAGAUUCAAAAUUGAUAGAUUAAAAAUAACUAAAGAAGUUGAAACAAAAAAACAUAAGGAAGCCGAAUUAAGAAAAAUUAUUGCUGUUGAAGAAAUAGAAAUAAAAGGAUUGGAUAAGAGAACUACUUUGAAGAAAGUGAAGGAACCAGGAAAUAAUCGAUCAUUUGGGCAUCCAGAGGUCAAUUUGGUAAAGAAUUGUGGAGUUGUUCCUCCUGUACAUUUUAAGAAAAACAAUGAGCAUGUAGAGAAUGAUGCAAACAUAGAACAAGAAUUGAUUGAAAGUAGAAAAGCGCCUACAAAUGAUGAUUUUGAAACAUUUAAUCUAAGAGAACGAGGAAUAAGGAAGUGUAUGGGAUCUGAAAGAAAAACCUCUAAAGAAAUAGAGACAAAUUCAACUGAAGUUAAGAUGAUCACUAGGACAAGGGGACUAAAGGUUGAAGAAAAGCUUAAAGAAUCAUAUGUUUCUAAAAAUGUGUCUACUAAACUACGACCACAAAUAAAAUCUUCCGGAUCCUCAUCAUCUAGUGCAAGUCCAACUAGUGUCGAGAAUCCAUCAAUUCCUAGUUAUGAGUAUAAAAAACAAACUAGGAAUACAGAUGAUAAUAGUAAACGGAAUACCACUUCAAACACAUUAUAUGAUAAUAAGAACAAUAGAGAUAUAAACAUUGACCCUAGUGUCAUUGUUAGAAAAGAAAAUUUGAAUCGUGAAGUUAAAGGUAUUCCAAGAACUCGUACUCGUUCAUCAUCGUUUAAGCAAAAAAUAAUUUCGGAAACUACAUCUUCAAAGCAAGACCAAGAUAAUGGUGCAGUGAUCAUUCCAAAAGAAACUGUAGGAACAAAGACUAUCGUGUCAACUUCUACACACCCCGAUCAUCAGACCACAAGAUCAAAAAGUCCCCCAAAAACUAUUUUCAAUAAACAUACGCUUAAUGAUAAGAAUUGUGGUAAAACAUUAUUAAUCCCUGUAGUAAUGUUAUCUACUAGUCAAAUUCCACUUCACAAAGUACAUCAACGAUCAGUUAACAACUUUAUAAAGAAACAAGAAAUUAAACCAACACAUGACCAAAUUGAAAAACAAAUUGUAACUACAACUGAGUUAGAUAAGCCGCCUCCUAAGAAACGAGGCCGCAAACGUCGAAUUGACAUUCAAAAUGAAAAACAAAUGUCUAACAGCGGAAAUAAAACGUCUCAAAAUAUGGCAAAAAGUAACAUAUCAAUAAAGGAUGUAGAACCUCCAGCUAAAAGAACCAGAAGGAGUCUACGUGGUCUACGUGGUUGUAAAAAUGAUGCCAUGAACAAUUACGCUCAGCAAAGUUCAACCACAGUUGAGCCACUUCAAUCUAAAAAACAAUUUGUGGAGAAGUCUAAUGAAAAUAAUGAAACAUGCAGGAGGCUUAUGAAAUUUGUUUUUAAUAAUUUAUGUGAAAAAAGCAAAUAUAUUUCAACUCUGAACAAGGAAGUUACGGGUGUACCUCCUCCAUAUGUUGAUGUUAUAAAAUGUCCAGUUGAAUCACGAGAUAUUAAAAGGAAGAUUGCUGCAGGAGAAAUAACAAACCUCACAGACCUGCAAUUAAAUCUUUUGAUCUUAUCAUAUAAUGCUCUAAUGAUCAAUAGGUCUGAUUCUAUAGUUUUUAGUGAUGCUAGUAAUUUUCAAUCCGAUCUUCUAAACAAUUGUCUGGAACUUAAAGAUGCUGUUGGUGCACAUUAUGGUAGCAGUCAAGAUGGUAGAAUGAAGAAACUUGACUAUAGUAUUAUUGACGUGCGAUUUUCUGAUUUAAAAUACGAUCCCUGUAAUAAUAAUGUAAUUAUUAGCAAAGAAACAAUCGGUGAUAUACUAUAUAAAUAUACUGAUCAUACUAGCGAUGAGUCCAGUGAUUCCGAUGAUAGUGAUUUGCCACCACCUAAAAAGAAAAGAAAAAAAAACCUUUCGGAUUCUUCCAAUUCAGAAAGUGAUUAAGAUAAUUAUAAAAAUUAUCACAUGCCCUUUUUAUAAUAUAUAUAUAUAUUGUUCUAUUAAUAUCUAAAAUUCAUAUUCAUUGUUUUUGUUAAAAAUGAUUAUUUUUAAAGCCAUUUUUUAAAAACAAAAUGAUAAACCAUCUAGUUUUAUAAAUUAUAUAGCAUCUAGUUUUAUUUUUAUUUGCUCAAGUCUAAAUUAUUUUCACAUAAACAUGCAAUUUAAUCUUUUUAUUCUACACUCAUUAAACUCGUAUCAUUUUUUGCUGCUGUAUCUUGAAAGAACUCUCAGUGUGCACUUGUAAAUCUUAUAAUUAGGAGCAAUAGUAAACCGUUCUAAUAAAAAAUGUUAACUAAAUAAGGUAAUUUUAAAUGUUGAAAAAUAUUUCUAUGAACCAAAGUAUAAAAACAAUAAUAAUUAAAAUAAAUAAUUGUUCAUGAAAAAAAUAAAACAGCAGUUUAAGUCUCAGAUUUCUAUAUAAAUGUAAUACAGUGUUAAUUAAUAUUUCAACAUUUUAAUAUAAAUUUGAAUGAUACCUAGGCAAUUGGAAAAUUUGUUUUACUAAUUUAAACCAUAGAUGUGUUAUACUUAUUAAAACUUAUUUUAUCUACCAAGAAAUUCAUACCAAGAUAAUAAUUAUGUAACACUAAUACUAUUUCAGAUUUACGGUUUAAUAACUAUUUGAUUAUAUUUGAAAACUUCAAAAAUUGUUUUUACAAAUAAAAUAAGAAUCAGCACCUAUAGAGUAAAUAGUUAAAUCCAUUUUUUUUUUAUUCUUUAACAUGUUUUUCUGGUUAAAGUAAUUGAAAUUGUAUGAUUUUUGCAUGUUUGAUUUGAAUGUUUUCAAUGUUAUGAUUUUGUUAAUAUUUUCCUUGAUAAUUUGAUUUGUAUAAUAAUAGUUUAUUGAAAAAUCCAGUAACAGUUUUAUUUUUAUAGACAGUUAAUUGUUUUAUUUAUAAUGACUCGUGUGAAAACAUAUUUUGCAGUUGCCACAAAAAUCAAGAUUCAUUUUUGUCAGGGAUAUUUCUCUUGUAUUUAAUUAUAACUUAUAUGUACAAUAUUGUAGGCAUAUUGUGAUGGAUGUUUAUUUAAGAGAAAUAUUAUAUAGGGAUACAAGGUAAUAGAGUGUAAGGUAGUAGUAACUCCGUUAAUUUAAAAUGUAUAAUGUAAUCAUAAUAUUCAAAGAAAUCAUAUUCUUAAAUGUUACUGUAAAUAUUCAAAUACCAAUGGCUUGUAUUGCUAUGUAACAAUCUAUUUAAUAAUAGCUUUUUUUUUUAUUUAUUAGACAACCUAGUCUAUAUCAAUUAUUUAAAAAUACAGUAUUGUAUUAAUAUUUUUUAUAAUGUAAUAAAAUAUGUAUAGUAGCUAUAUGUAUUUACAUUUUUAUUUAUCCUUAGAUUGAUAAAUAUACUUACCUCAAAGGUAUAAUUUUUUUCC